This is a messenger RNA of Chinchilla lanigera (long-tailed chinchilla), 4149 nucleotides long. RefSeq names its product BR serine/threonine kinase 2 (gene Brsk2). NCBI's taxonomy places the organism in Eukaryota, Metazoa, Chordata, Mammalia, Rodentia, Chinchillidae. Gene Ontology annotation, cellular component: cytoplasm. Gene Ontology annotation, molecular function: tau-protein kinase activity; ATP binding; protein serine/threonine kinase activity. Bases 59 to 2341 code for a protein of 760 amino acids. The transcript is spliced from 20 exons. The record is from RefSeq and is a predicted model, not a curated record. Gene Ontology annotation, biological process: protein phosphorylation; microtubule cytoskeleton organization; intracellular signal transduction.
GAGGGACUCUGGUGUCCUGGGAGAGGGACGACGAGGCCCCAGCUCAAGGCAGGCUGUGAUGGGGCCGUGUGGCAUCCCCGCGCGGGGCUGGUCAGAAGCAGGAACUCCUGGCGGAGGGCAGCACAGGGGCCCCGCUGGUCCUGGGGCUGAGCUGGGCUGCUCUCCUGCAGGCCUCGUGAAGCUGGGUGUCCACUGUGUCACUUGUCAGAAAGUUGCCAUCAAGAUCGUCAACCGCGAGAAGCUCAGCGAGUCCGUGCUGAUGAAGGUGGAGCGGGAGAUUGCCAUCCUGAAGCUCAUCGAACACCCGCACGUCCUGAAGUUGCAUGACGUCUAUGAAAACAAAAAAUAUUUGUACUUGGUGCUAGAGCACGUCUCUGGGGGGGAGCUGUUUGACUACCUGGUGAAGAAGGGGCGGCUGACGCCCAAGGAGGCCCGCAAGUUCUUCCGGCAGAUCAUCUCAGCGCUGGACUUCUGCCACAGCCACUCCAUCUGCCACAGGGACCUGAAGCCAGAGAACCUGCUGCUGGAUGAGAAGAACAACAUCCGCAUCGCAGACUUCGGCAUGGCAUCCCUGCAGGUCGGCGACAGCCUGCUGGAGACCAGCUGCGGGUCCCCCCACUACGCGUGCCCAGAAGUGAUCCGGGGGGAGAAGUACGAUGGGCGCAAGGCGGAUGUGUGGAGCUGCGGCGUGAUCCUGUUUGCCCUGCUGGUGGGGGCGCUGCCUUUCGAUGACGACAACCUGCGGCAGCUGCUGGAGAAGGUCAAGCGGGGCGUGUUCCACAUGCCACACUUCAUCCCGCCGGACUGCCAGAGCCUGCUUCGGGGCAUGAUUGAGGUGGACGCGGCCCGGCGCCUCACGCUAGAGCACAUUCAGAAACACAUAUGGUAUAUAGGGGGCAAGAAUGAGCCAGAGCCAGAGCAGCCCAUCCCACGCAAGGUGCAGAUCCGCUCACUACCCAGCCUGGAGGACAUAGACCCCGAUGUGCUGGACAGCAUGCACUCGCUGGGCUGCUUCCGGGACCGCAACAAACUGCUACAGGACCUGCUGUCCGAGGAGGAGAACCAGGAGAAGAUGAUCUACUUUCUUCUCCUGGACCGGAAAGAAAGGUACCCCAGCCAUGAGGACGAGGACCUACCGCCCAGGAAUGAGAUAGACCCUCCCCGGAAGCGCGUGGACUCCCCGAUGCUGAACCGGCACGGCAAGCGGCGGCCUGAGCGCAAGUCCAUGGAGGUGCUCAGCGUGACAGACGGUGGCUCCCCGGUGCCUGCGCGGCGAGCCAUCGAGAUGGCACAGCACGGCCAGAGUAAAGCAAUGUUCAGUAAAAGCCUGGAUAUCGCUGAAGCCCAUCCCCAAUUCAGCACAGAAGACAGGUCUCGGUCCAUCAGUGGUGCCUCCUCAGGCCUCUCCACGAGCCCCCUCAGCAGCCCGCGGGUGACCCCUCACCCCUCACCGAGGGGCAGUCCCCUUCCCACCCCCAAGGGGACGCCUGUCCACACGCCAAAGGAGAGUCCAGCUGGCACGCCCAACCCCACACCACCGUCCAGCCCCAGUGUUGGAGGAGUGCCCUGGCGGACGCGGCUCAACUCCAUCAAGAACAGCUUCCUGGGCUCGCCUCGCUUCCACCGCCGGAAACUGCAAGUUCCGACGCCUGAGGAGAUGUCCAACCUGACCCCUGAGUCCUCCCCAGAGCUGGCCAAGAAGUCCUGGUUCGGGAACUUCAUCAACCUGGAGAAGGAGGAGCAGAUCUUCGUGGUCAUCAAAGACAAGCCCCUGAGCUCCAUCAAGGCUGACAUUGUGCAUGCCUUCCUGUCGAUCCCCAGCCUCAGCCACAGCGUCAUCUCCCAGACCAGCUUCCGGGCCGAGUACAAGGCCACGGGCGGCCCGGCCGUGUUCCAGAAGCCCGUCAAGUUCCAGGUGGACAUCACGUACACGGAGGGCGGUGAGGCGCAGAAGGAGAACGGCAUCUACUCUGUCACCUUCACCCUACUCUCAGGCCCCAGUCGCCGCUUCAAGAGGGUGGUGGAGACCAUCCAGGCCCAGCUGCUGAGCUCCCAUGACCAGCCAUCGGCCCAGCACUUGUCAGACACCACUAACUGUAUGGAAAUGAUGACGGGGCGGCUUUCCAAAUGUGGCAGCCCAUUGAGUAACUUCUUUGACGUAAUUAAACAACUUUUUUCAGACGAGAAGAACGGGCAGGCGGCCCAGGCCCCCAGCACGCCCGCCAAGCGGAGUGCCCAGGGCCCCCUCGGUGACUCCGCGGCCGCUGGCCCUCGAGGGGAUGCCGAGUUCCUGACGGGCAAGGACACGGCCCCGGCCGCGGCGAGCAGCCUUAGACACUAGUCCCUCCCCGGCCACCACGGCCCUGUGUGGACCGGGCAUGCUGCCCCCAGCCGCUGUCUUGGAGCCAGGGAGGAAAGGAGAGCAGCUGGCCCUGGCCCGUGGGCGGGGCUGCUGCACUCGCUCUUCUCUCUCGUGGUCUCUGUCUCUGCCUGUCUCUGACGGCGUCGCUUGUUUCCGCUCUGAUACCAGGAAUUAUCCCGAAAAGUUAACAUGUCACCUCCACGAGGCCAACCUCUGUGCUCCGCGUGGACGCUGGCUGACCGAAGGCAGCUGCUGUGGACCUGCCCUCCCUGCUGUCGCCGCCUUCGCCCACCCGCCCACCCACAGCAGCCAGCAUGGCAGCAUGGGAGGGCCUGGCCUCCCAGGACACCACCUCCAGCCCUGCCGCCCCGGACUGCGGUGACCAGCCCUCCACAGGGACCUGCCAACCCCAUGGUGGGCAAAGCCACAGUGAGGAGUGUCCCUGCCUCCAUGCUGCACCGGCAGGCCUCGUGGUCACCUCACCGCCUCUGCACCUCACGGGGCCACCUCCUGUGUUGUCUGCAUCCAUCUCCACAGCUGCACUGGGCCUCGGGUGCACCUGGCUUUGCUGGCCCUCCCGACAGAGGGGGACGGACCUGGGCAGCGGAGCCGCUGGGCUGGCCAGGCUGGGGCUGGGCUGACAUCAGUAUUAUUUAUUUGCUGUUUUAAUUUAUUGAGUUCAUUUAUGUCUCUGUUCUCCGUUCAGGGAAGGGACGGCAGGACCACCCUCCUGUCGUCUGUCCGUCCGUCCGUCCGUCCGUCCGUUUCGGGCAGGGUGGGUCCAGAGCCGAAGGGCCCUCUGAGGACAGAGUUGGGGGGCUGGGGCAGCAAGGGGCCAGCUGGUGGGUGCAGCCCUGGCAAGCUACUGUAAACUUCAAAGAAUUCCUGCAAGAUAUUUUUAUAAACUUUUUUUUCUUGGUUGUUUUUGGAAAAGGGUGGGGGGGUUGGGGAGAGUUGCUGGGCAGGGCUGGAUUUGUGUUUCAUUUCCUUGCUCUUGGCUAUUUCUACACACACACACACACACACACACACAGCGGUGCAGUGAGCUCCAGCCCGGGUUGUGCUGUCUGCACUGCAAGCAGCAGCCCUGGGCUCUUGCUGUGGUGGGGCGGCCCAGGGCACCCUGACGGCACCGCCCAGUGCUCUCUUGGUGUGUUCAGGAGUGAGGGGUGGGAGCACGACCCUGGAAAGCUUCCCUCUCGCACACAGGAUGGCAGGGCACUGUGGGGCUUUUUAAAUUAAAAUGAAAAAAACAAAAAACAAAAAACAAAAAUCAGGAUAGAGUUGGCAUGUGCCUCUGUGGCACAUUCCUGCUGUCCAUAGUGAGGCCAAGCUGCCUGCCCAUGCGGGCCGCUGCCCAUGCCCACCAGCAGCCAGGCUUGCCGGGCUGCACCCACUUCCAGCUGCUGCAUGUCCUCCCUGUCCAGCUGGUGCAGGGCACGGGCAGUGCGGGAGGCCCCAUGCAUGCCUUUGCUGCGAGCGCCCACUCUGCUGUGGGUGUCCCCCGCCACCCCUCAUGUAUAGAUCUUAAUGCUUCUGUUACAUUAAACUCUGCCACAGGCUGGGAUUUCUAUACCUAAGAGAAAGCCAACAGCUGUAGCAGCAAGCCAUGCAGCACAGGUGGGAAGGGAACCGAAGCAAUACCUCACGUUAGCCUUCCUCUUUUGUACUUCGACACGCAGACUCACGCCGAGCCAUGGAGUGGACAAGCCCAUCCAGUGUACCCCUGUCAGACAGCUGUGAGCAACUCGGUCCCGGAACAAUAAAUUCCUUCCAUAAAGACAGCC